CACCUUAAGUAUCUUGCAACACAUCCCUCAUCAAAUUUGGUACUUCUUUUAACUACAAUUUCUUAGCUAACAGAGACUCCAUUCUAUGCUUCAAUAGUGAUGUGAAACACACAUGGAAGUGCCAACGAGAGCAAGACUUUUGAUCAUCCAAGUCUUCAAUGAAAUAACCCUAUCUCUCUCUCUCUCUCUGCUCCCAAUAUAAUGCCAGCAUCGGUCCUCAGCUCGCUCCAACUCCUACACCUUAACCUUCCUCCUGCCCCAAGGUACAUGAGAGAGGGGGAGAUAGAGAUAGAAAGAGAGUUGUUGCCUCUAUAAUAAGAUAAACCACUGAGACAGAGAGAGCCAGAGAAAGAGAGCAAAGCCAGCUUAAGGUGAAAAGGAGAAGAGCAGAGCAGAGACAACAAUCUUACAGAAGAGAUGGCUUCUUCUUCUUCUCCUUUAUUCUUCUACUACCUCCUCCUGUUGGGUUCAGCACUGUUCCUCACCAAUGAGGCUACUGCUCUCCCAGAAGUGCCCAACCUCACCACCCUCUCUUUUGAGGAAGGCUACACACAGCUAUUUGGAGACUCCAACCUCAUUCUUCAUCAAGAUGGCCAGACCGUCCACCUCUCCCUCGACCAGCGGACUGGUGCUGGAUUUGCGUCACAAGGUCUUUAUCUCCAUGGAUUCUUCAGUGCCUCCAUCAAACUGCCUGCAGACUACGCUGCUGGAGUCGUUGUUGCCUUCUAUAUGUCUAAUGGAGAUGUAUUCGAGAAGACACAUGAUGAAUUGGACUUCGAGUUCCUGGGGAACAUAAGAGGCAGGGAAUGGAGGGUUCAGACCAACGUUUAUGGGAAUGGGAGCACAGCAGUUGGUAGGGAAGAGAGAUAUGGGCUCUGGUUCGAUCCUACAGAGGACUAUCACCAAUACUCCAUCCUGUGGAGCAAUGAGAGGAUCAUAUUUUACAUUGACAACACCCCCAUCAGGGAGGUGGUGAGGACCCAAACCAUGGGUGGUGACUUCCCUUCAAAGCCCAUGUCACUCUAUGCCACAAUAUGGGAUGGCUCCACCUGGGCCACUUCGGGUGGCCGCUACAAGGUCAACUACAAAUUCGCCCCUUAUGUCGCUGAGUUCACUGACCUUGUCCUCCAUGGCUGCGUCGUUGAUCCCAGUAACCAUAACAGAGCCUGUCUGGAAUCUAAUGCUGGAGUUUACAAUGCUAUGAUGAUAUCAACGGAUCAACGGGCGGCGAUGGAGAGGUUCCGAAAGAAACACAUGACCUACUCUUACUGUCAUGAUCGCAUCCGUUACCCGACACCUUCUCCAGAGUGUACUCUCGGUCCCGAGACUGAGAGUUUCCUCAUAACAGGCGAAGCAAGGUCCAGUUACCACCACCACCACCAUGGUAAGCGCAAUGGCCGCAGCACAGUAGAUGUAGCCCUUUGAAUCUAAGUGGUUAUUUUUUUUGUGUCCCAUGUAUUCCAAGUAUUCUAGUGAUAUAGCAAAUUUAUUUCAGGUAGAGAGUCACAUUGUCUAGAAUGACAUAUGUAUAACCUAGUCUGUCCAAGCUUGUUUUGGAGUCUGUCUAGCUCAUCAGUGUUUUCCAUAUUAUUUCCUUCCCUCUAAUGUUUCUUGUUCUCUGUAGUGGUGCUAAUGUACUACACCAUGGGUUUGUUAUCAUAGAAGACUUGAGUUCGUUUUGAUCAUCUAUAAAUGGCACUAUAACUAUCGAGAAAA
Musa acuminata AAA Group (dessert banana) is the source of this 1716-nucleotide messenger RNA. Its product is annotated as probable xyloglucan endotransglucosylase/hydrolase protein 28. Gene Ontology annotation, molecular function: hydrolase activity, hydrolyzing O-glycosyl compounds; xyloglucan:xyloglucosyl transferase activity. Gene Ontology annotation, biological process: xyloglucan metabolic process; cell wall biogenesis. The record is from RefSeq and is a predicted model, not a curated record. NCBI's taxonomy places the organism in Eukaryota, Viridiplantae, Streptophyta, Magnoliopsida, Zingiberales, Musaceae. Gene Ontology annotation, cellular component: cell wall; apoplast. The transcript has 4 exons. Bases 418 to 1425 code for a protein of 335 amino acids.